UGUUAACGCUCGAAAAUCUAUAUUCCGGCGUUAAUAUGGCGCAGCGCAUAAAAGGACCUGUCAAAGCAGCUACUUUCGACGUGUGGAAAAAAAAACAAUAGAAAAAAUUUCGUGUAACACGAUAUCUACGUAACAAAACAUGGCGUAUUAUUAGAACCCUUUCAUCGAGAUGGCUAUAUAAAAGCGAAUAAUCCUAUUCAACCCCCACACCAAUUUCUCGUAUCGACUUGAGCGUUAUAGAAGUUCAGCAAGCAAAUGGUCAUCAUCAAUGAGAUUCGAACCGUGCUGGUUGUACUGUGUGUACUGGAAUUUAGUACUGCGACGUCGUCUAUGUGGAGUGGCGAUGGCGCGAUGAAAGAAUUCGAAAACAAUGAUAAAAUUGCUUGCCCGAAAGAGUUCGAAGACAUUUGCGAGAAAAAAACCGAAUCGGACAACCUCUACAACAUUCUAUUCGACAAGAAGCUUCCAAAUUCCAAGAGGAUGUACUCGCCACAUGACGCUGUUUCUUCCCAAUGCCUCUGCGCAAUGUCAUUCAAGUUGAUAGAUUUGGGAACCAGCUACUAUCCAAGAUAUAUUCACAGCGGCGUGUGUAAGAAAAACACCUGCGGUCUCUUUCACUGGUGUCAACCGAAGAAGUACGCCCUAAGGCUGCUGAAGAGGAAAGAUUCCCGGAACGAACCACUGGAUGGACAGGACUUUCAAACGACGUUGCCCGAAUCGCUCCAAGACGACUGGACUGCCGACAUCUUUAAGAUAGUGGUGGCAUGCGAGUGCUCCCAGAAGAAGUUUUAGCGAAGUAGACUAGCACGACUUGUAAAAUUACAU
Molecule: messenger RNA, 825 nt
Organism: Cylas formicarius (sweet potato weevil)
Lineage: Eukaryota; Metazoa; Arthropoda; Insecta; Coleoptera; Brentidae
Exons: 4
Coding region: 256-792 (178 amino acids)
Molecular function (GO): signaling receptor binding
Source: RefSeq, a predicted model, not a curated record